Drosophila obscura is the source of this 2718-nucleotide messenger RNA. RefSeq names its product tyrosine-protein kinase Dnt (gene dnt). Gene Ontology annotation, molecular function: ATP binding; protein kinase activity. NCBI's taxonomy places the organism in Eukaryota, Metazoa, Arthropoda, Insecta, Diptera, Drosophilidae. Gene Ontology annotation, biological process: cell surface receptor protein tyrosine kinase signaling pathway; positive regulation of kinase activity; protein phosphorylation. Gene Ontology annotation, cellular component: signaling receptor complex. The record is from RefSeq and is a predicted model, not a curated record. Bases 332 to 2101 code for a protein of 589 amino acids. The transcript is spliced from 4 exons.
CGGUCACACUGCCGAUCGAUGCGUUAAACGCGGACCACCACCAAAUUUCGGAUGUUUUCAUUUAUAUUCUCUUGUACUCGAACACUAACCUAACUAAAUACAAGUGCGUGAAAAAAGUGAUAAAAAUAAACGAUUUGUGAAAGCGGUGAGAGAAUGUUUUCGUUGCACUUCCGUUGCUAACAUUUGCGCACCUCUCUCUCUCACUCUCUCUCGCUCUGUCACUCUUGUGCGCGUGCCUGUGUGAGUGCGUCUCUCUCUAUCGCACUCAAUUGUUUACAAAUUGUUGUUGCAAAAGUGCAAAAGAAGUGUCGGUAAAAUCACGAAUUUCCCCAUGAAUUCCAUCGUUAAAUGUCGGCAAACGGUGCUGUCGUUGUCGCUGCUGGCGCUGACUGCGUUGCUCCUGCACCCGGGCAGGGGAGUGUCUGGUCAUCUGAAUGUCUUCUUGAAUCCCGAGGAGGUGAUGCGGCUGCUGGGUGUCUCCGCUGAGGUGUACUAUGUGCGCGAGGGAUUGAUCAACAAUUACGCCCUGAACUUCAUUGUGCCAGUGCCCGCGAAUGUGCGGGACAUCAGCUUCACGUGGCAGUCGCUGGCUGGGCGGGGGCUGCCGUACAGCAUCAAUGUGGUCAGCUCCGACCCGGAGGUGCUGCCGCGACCGUCGCUGAACGUGUCGCACAGCGGGGAGAUCCCCACCUACAUCCAGACAUGGGCCAUCGAGCUGCGGUGCAGCGGAGCGCGGGCGGCGGAGGUGGACGUGACCGUCAGCCUGGAGGUGGUGCUCAAUCGAUCGCUGAACAACGUGACCCAUCUGGUGUUCCGGCGGAAGAAGAUCUGCCUGCUCAAUGACGGCGAGGGUGGCGAUGAGGACCAGCAGCAGAGCGGGGCUGGGGCUGGGGAGGACGUGGACGAUCCGCUGAUGCUGGAGACUGUGCUGUCGCCGCCGACGGGCCUCAUCACUCUCGUGGUGGGCGUCUCAGUGGCCAUGGGCUCCGUCUGCCUCCUCCUGAUGAUUGCCUAUUGCGUGCGGGGAGCGGCCAACAAGCGGCAGCAGCACCAGCACGGGGGCCAGCCCAUGCGGACCUCGAGCUUCCAGCGCCUGAACACCCAUCCCUCGCUCCAUCCUUGCCAGGCUUCGCUGGGAGGGGGCUCCGGCUCUGCCGCCUACAUGACGCCCUCGAUGAUUGCACCCGUGCACGGGGCAUCGCUGCCGCGCAAAAUGGCGACUUCCGUGGAGCAGCAGCAGCACCCGGAGGAGCUGCAUCGUCGCAUCUCCGAGCUGACGGUGGAGCGGUGCCGCGUGCGCCUGUCCAGCCUGCUGCAGGAGGGCACCUUCGGGCGCGUCUACCGCGGCACCUACAACGACAACCAGGACGUCCUGGUCAAGACCGUGGCCCAGCACGCCAGCCAGAUGCAGGUGCUGCUGCUCCUCCAGGAGGGCAUGCUGCUCUACGGUGCCUCCCAUCCGGGAAUACUCUCGGUCCUGGGCGUCUCCAUCGAGGACCACACCACUCCGUUCGUCCUCUAUCCCGCCCUGAACAACACGCGCAAUCUGAAGCUCUUCCUGCUGGACCCGGCCUGCGCCCGCACCAUCACCACCAUCCAGAUCGUAAUGAUGGCAUCCCAGCUCUCGAUGGCACUCGACCAUCUCCACAGCCACGGGGUGGUCCACAAGGACAUUGCCACCAGGAACUGUGUGAUCGACGAUCAGCUGCGUGUCAAGCUGUCGGACAGCUCGCUCUCGCGCGACCUCUUCCCAUCGGACUAUAACUGCCUGGGGGACAGCGAGAACAGGCCCGUCAAGUGGAUGUCUCUCGAGGCCCUGCAGCACAAGCAGUUCUCGGAAGCAAGCGACUCGUGGGCUUUCGGAGUGCUCAUGUGGGAGCUGUGCACCUCGGCCAAGCAGCCCUACGCCGAGGUAGAUCCCUUCGAGAUGGAGCACUAUCUGAAGGAUGGCUAUCGCCUGGCCCAGCCCUUCAACUGUCCCGACGAGCUGUUCACCAUCAUGGCCUACUGCUGGGCCCUUCUGCCCGGAGAGCGUCCCACCUUUGCCCAGCUGCAGUCGUGCCUCUCCGAAUUCUACUCACAGAUCACGCGCUAUGUCUAGGACGUCAUCGAGCGAUCAUCAUCCGAGAGGGAUUUUAUCCUCUGGGGGGUGUGCCCAAGGCCCGAACCUCUCCAUCUCUCCCCCUGCCUAUCUAUUGUUAGUUAGUCGAAGUCCUGCAGCUUAGUUAAGUUAGUUUUGUAAUGAUAUAUUGCCAAAUCGAAUGUUCGCCUGUAUAUAUACACAUAUGUAGAUUAUGGAUAGCCCUACUCUAAGAUCAUCGGAGGAAAGACUCAACUUUUAUCACACAUAGAACAUAGAACAUAGAAUAUAGAACAUAGAACAUAGAAUACAUACAUAUAAUCGUAGAACACACAGUUUCAGAUACUUAUUUACAUAUGAACGACAUCCAUCAAUCCACUAGCCAAACAACCUAAAGAACCGAAAAUCAAAUACAUAUAGUGAUAUUUAUCAAUAGCAUUUACGAGUACGAGUACGAGUACGAGUUCGACUACGAGUACGAGUAGAGGAAUAGAAUGGAAUGGAACACGUAUUUAUCUUAAAAGUGCACAUGGAUAUAGAUCAUAUUCUAUGUAUUGUAUGAUCUGAAUUUUGGUACAUUUACCGUUUAUAUGAGAGAUUAAAACAUGAUAUACACAAAUAUAUACACCACUGAGCCA